AUGCAGGAGCCACACCCAACCAACAGUGUGAAUCUACCACAGCGCAGUAGGACUCACGAAAGCCUCACACGAUCGCUGACAACCCAACUAUUAGAGGAUUCUGAGCAUCGAUCGCACCCUCAGGCCUGGGAUCCAAAACGCACCACAGAAUGGAUUCGUGAUCUCCUCAAGUCGAGAAGAUCCAGCACGGCGCUAACCCAAUCUCCAAAGAAACACCAUCCUCUUCAACAGUCUCAUCAUGAUUAUCCAUAUCAUGGCAGAGGUUCGCCAAUGAGCAGAGUGACUACAUUCUCUGAUCAAAAUGCUGCAGAUGCAGACGCCAUGGAACAGGCCAUGGAGAACCUCGAGCGUCUUCUAAGCGAGGCACUUGAACUCGCCAACGAAGUAGCUGAGCACGACCAUGCGCAUCUUGAUGAUAGUUUUCUCGAGCCUCCUAUCCCCGAAUCACCCAUUGCAGAGGACUCUCAGGCCUCGAGUGUUCAUGAAAGCCUUCCCCAGCACUCAUCAGCUGACGAUAUUCCUUCAAGGCUGUAUGCACACAGCGGCAACGUUCGAGGCCCUGUACUCUCAUCAAAACCAUCAAGUCUGACACGACAAAACAAAACGUCCUGCGAAGACCCAUCGUUACCUCUCCCACCGCCCGACCGAGACUUGAAAAGGGAUUGCAAAAAUUCCUCUAGGCUUGCAUACGAUGAGGAUGAUUCAGGAACAAUCACUCGCCAUCGAAAAGGGGCGGUGCCAAACAGUCGUGAAGUCCGGGAAUACAUACGCAUCUUCCACUCGCCGCCCAUCACACCGCGUGUGGGGUCACAAGGUAUACAGAACCACACUUUCCCGCAAGUUAUAGCAACCACUUGCGCUGUUCGGGAUGAUAUAGCUGCCAGACGAAGGUCAACGGAGAUGUAUAGCUUAGAUGGUGGGUCUGACGACAUUGCCGAUUUCUCGCCUCCAACUCAACACGUCCAAGAAAGCUCAGCACCGAGGAAACGUAACGGUUUCGCCAGACACUUGAAAACUCACGGCGUUACAAAAGUUCCCGCAGAAGCUCGCAUCUCAUCCAAGUCAAAACGCUCAGAGACCUUGCACAAUAUUAGCCUUAAUGGACGGUCUCAUAUUAGUAUUCAAAAUGCCAAUUUCAGUUUGACGAAGUCACAUCGUCGACAGCCAAUCGCCCGCGACUAG
This is a messenger RNA of Pestalotiopsis fici W106-1, 1182 nucleotides long. RefSeq lists its product as uncharacterized. The record is from RefSeq and is a predicted model, not a curated record. The transcript has a single exon. Bases 1 to 1182 code for a protein of 393 amino acids. Lineage: Eukaryota; Fungi; Ascomycota; Sordariomycetes; Amphisphaeriales; Sporocadaceae.